AUGCGGAAGAGAUGGGCCUGCUGGAGCGGAAGUGACGCUUCCGGCGGCUGUGGCGGCGGCGGCUGCAGGAGAAGGAGGAGGAGGAGCCGGAGAAAGAGGGCUGCCUCCGAAGAAAGGAGAAUGGCGUUCAGCAAAGGAUUUCGGAUCUAUCACAAAUUGGAUCCCCCACCUUUCAGCCUCAUAGUGGAAACUAGGCAUAAGGAAGAAUGUCUUAUGUUCGAGUCCGGGGCUGUAGCCGUGCUCUCAUCAGCAGAAAAAGAGGCAAUCAAGGGUACAUACUCCAAAGUACUAGAUGCAUAUGGACUUUUAGGUGUUUUACGAUUAAAUCUUGGUGAUGCUAUGUUACAUUAUCUGGUCCUAGUCACUGGAUGCAUGUCUGUUGGGAAAAUUCAAGAAUCUGAAGUUUUCCGAGUUACUUCUACUGAAUUUAUAUCGCUACGAAUUGAUUCUUCAGAUGAGGAUCGCAUUUCAGAAGUGCGAAAAGUUUUGAAUUCAGGAAACUUUUAUUUUGCAUGGUCUGCAUCUGGAGUCAGUUUGGAUCUGAGUCUUAAUGCCCAUCGUAGCAUGCAAGAACAAACAACCGAUAACAGAUUUUUCUGGAAUCAGUCUUUACACUUACAUCUCAAGCACUAUGGUGUGAAUUGUGAUGACUGGUUAUUACGCCUCAUGUGUGGGGGAGUAGAAAUCAGAACAAUUUAUGCUGCUCAUAAACAGGCAAAGGCUUGCCUCAUUUCCAGACUAAGCUGUGAACGUGCUGGGACCAGAUUUAAUGUCCGGGGAACAAAUGAUGAUGGUCACGUCGCUAAUUUUGUAGAAACAGAACAGGUUGUGUAUUUAGAUGACUCUGUUUCUUCCUUCAUACAAAUCCGGGGAUCUGUCCCGUUGUUCUGGGAGCAACCAGGGUUGCAGGUGGGAUCUCACCGUGUCCGUAUGUCAAGGGGAUUUGAAGCCAAUGCACCUGCUUUUGACAGGCAUUUUAGAACACUUAAGAAUUUAUAUGGUAAACAAAUAAUAGUAAAUUUGCUUGGCUCUAAGGAAGGUGAACAUAUGCUAAGUAAGGCUUUCCAGAGUCAUUUGAAAGCUUCUGAGCAUGCUGCUGAUAUCCAGAUGGUGAAUUUUGACUAUCAUCAAAUGGUUAAAGGAGGAAAGGCAGAAAAAUUACAUAGUGUCCUUAAACCUCAAGUCCAAAAGUUCCUAGAUUAUGGAUUUUUUUAUUUCAAUGGAAGUGAAGUUCAAAGAUGCCAGAGUGGUACAGUUCGAACAAACUGCUUGGAUUGUCUUGAUAGAACAAAUAGUGUACAGGCGUUCCUUGGCUUAGAGAUGCUAGCCAAACAGUUGGAAGAUCUCGGCUUAGCUGAAAAGCCCCAGUUGGUGACUCGCUUUCAAGAAGUUUUUCGAUCUAUGUGGUCUGUGAAUGGUGAUUCAAUCAGUAAAAUUUAUGCAGGAACUGGAGCUCUAGAAGGAAAGGCGAAGUUAAAAGAUGGUGCUCGUUCUGUUACCAGAACAAUUCAGAAUAACUUCUUUGACAGCUCCAAACAAGAGGCCAUCGAUGUUUUGCUACUGGGAAAUACUCUAAAUAGUGAUUUAGCUGACAAAGCUCGAGCCCUUUUAACUACUGGAAGUUUGCGUGUUUCUGAACAGACAUUACAGUCAGCAUCUUCUAAAGUACUAAAGAGCAUGUGUGAAAAUUUCUACAAGUAUUCAAAGCCCAAGAAAAUUCGAGUGUGUGUGGGCACGUGGAACGUGAACGGCGGGAAGCAGUUUCGCAGCAUAGCUUUUAAGAAUCAGACCCUCACCGAUUGGCUUCUUGAUGCACCCAAGUUAGCUGGCAUCCAGGAGUUUCAAGAUAAAAGAAGUAAACCAACUGAUAUAUUUGCAAUUGGUUUUGAAGAGAUGGUAGAGUUGAAUGCUGGAAACAUUGUGAAUGCAAGCACAACAAAUCAGAAGCUCUGGGCUGUGGAACUUCAGAAGACCAUCUCCAGAGACAACAAGUAUGUGCUGCUGGCUUCUGAGCAGUUGGUGGGCGUCUGCCUGUUUGUUUUUAUCAGACCACAGCAUGCUCCGUUCAUCAGGGAUGUUGCGGUUGAUACUGUGAAGACUGGAAUGGGAGGCGCCACUGGAAAUAAGGGAGCGGUUGCAAUACGCAUGCUGUUCCACACAACUAGCCUCUGCUUCGUCUGCAGCCACUUUGCUGCAGGACAGUCACAAGUCAAAGAAAGAAAUGAAGAUUUUGUAGAAAUAGCACGGAAGCUGAGUUUUCCAAUGGGAAGGAUGCUGUUUUCCCAUGACUAUGUAUUUUGGUGUGGUGAUUUCAACUACCGAAUUGAUCUCCCUAAUGAAGAAGUUAAAGAGCUGAUAAGACAGCAAAAUUGGGAUUCUCUUAUAGCAGGAGAUCAACUUAUUAAUCAGAAAAAUGCUGGGCAGAUCUUUAGGGGAUUUUUAGAAGGAAAAGUAACCUUUGCUCCAACAUACAAAUACGAUUUGUUUUCCGAUGACUAUGACACCAGUGAGAAGUGCCGCACUCCUGCGUGGACAGACCGUGUCCUCUGGAGAAGACGGAAAUGGCCUUUCGACAGAUCAGCUGAAGAUUUAGAUCUUCUAAAUGCUAGUUUUCAAGAUGGAAGCAAAAUCCUCUACACGUGGACUCCUGGCACUUUGCUGCACUACGGAAGGGCUGAGCUGAAGACUUCGGACCAUAGGCCUGUCGUUGCCCUGAUUGAUAUCGAUAUAUUUGAAGUUGAAGCUGAAGAGAGGCAGAACAUUUAUAAAGAAGUGAUUGCCGUUCAGGGUCCACCAGAUGGUACGGUGUUAGUCUCAAUCAAGAGUUCCUUACCAGAAAGUAAUUUUUUCGACGAUGCUUUGAUUGAUGAGCUUCUGCAGCAGUUUACACACUUUGGUGAAGUUAUACUCAUAAGAUUUGUAGAAGAUAAAAUGUGGGUUACAUUUUUGGAGGGAAGCUCUGCCUUGAGUGUUCUGAGCCUGAAUGGUAAAGAGUUAUUGGGUCGGACUAUAACUAUUACUUUAAAAAGUCCAGACUGGAUCAAAAAUUUGGAAGAAGAAAUGAGUUUAGAGAAAAUCAGUGUCCCGCUGCCAUCGUCAACAAGCUCCACACUGCUGGGGGAGGACGCGGAGGUCACGGCCGACUUCGACAUGGAAGGCGAUGUCGAUGACUACAGUGCUGAGGUGGAGGAAAUUCUUCCUCAGCAUCUCCAGCCAUCUUCGAGUUCUGGCCUUGGCACUUCCCCGGGUUCUUCACCCCGAACCAGUCCCUGCCAGUCACCCACAAUAUCGGAGGGCCCUGUACCUGCCCUUCCCGUAAGACCAAGUCGAGCACCAUCGAGAACGCCUGGGCACCCAGCUUCACAAAGUUCUCCUGUUGACACUCUGCCAGCAACACAACCGCAGCAGAAAGAGUCUUCCCAGACCUUAGAACCCAAGCGGCCUCCUCCCCCCCGCCCCGUUGCCCCUCCUGCACGCCCAGCUCCCCCACAGAGACCGCCUCCACCUUCAGGGGCUAGGAGUCCUGCACCUGCUAGAAAAGAAUUUGGAGGUAUUGGAGCCCCUCCCAGUCCUGGGGUAGCUAGGCGAGAGAUGGAAGCACCCAAAAGCCCUGGAACGACACGGAAAGAAAAUAUAGGACGCAACCAGCCUUCACCUCAGGCAGGAUUCACAGGCCCAGGACCUGCUGGAUACAGUGCAACCAGACCGACUAUUCCGCCCCGCGCUGGAGUGAUCAGCGCCCCGCAGAGCCAUGCUCGGGCGUCUGCGGGGAGACUGACCCCCGAAAGCCAAAGCAAACCAGCAGAAGUACUGAGAGGGCCAGCUCUUCUUCCUGAACCACUGAAGCCCCAGGCUGCCCUUCCUGCGCAGCCCUCUCUGCCCACACCUGUUCAGAAGAUGCAGGAGCCUCUGGUCCCAGUGGCCGCACCUAUGCCUCAGGCCGCCCCGCAGCCAAACUUGGAAACCCCACCACAGCCACCACCUCGGAGCAGGUCUUCCCACAGCUUGCCUUCAGAGCCCUCAUCACAACCGCAGGUAAAAACAAAUGGCGUCUUGGCCAUCAGACUGGAAUCACCACUAAAGAAUGACCUUUUUGAAGAUCUGUCAUUGAAUCUGCUUACUGUAUCAAAGGCUCAGUUAUCUGUUCAAACCCCAGACCCAAAGGGGUUGAUUUCGUUGCCUUCUGCAACCCUAAGUAACACGAAUCCUUUGAGUUCUGUAAGCUGCAUGCCGACAAUGCCUCCAAUCCCAACCCGGAGCAAAUCCCAGGAAAACAUGCGCUGUUCUCCAAACCCAUUCGUCACAAGCUCCAGCAGCACAAAUCCUUUCACCGACAGGACUGCCGCUCCCAGAAACCCAUUUAGAGCCGAAGCUCAAGAAUCAGAGGCAACUCCAUGGUUCUCCAAAGAAGAGCCUGUUGCUCCCAGUCCUUUCCCUUCUCUGAAGCCGCUCGGUCAUGACAGCAGCAAGCCUUCAUCUUUGCUGGAUGGCUUUAAGGACAGUUUUGAUCCUCAGGGCCCACCUACAAUAAAAAUCAGCAACCCCAAAGGCUGGGUAACCUUCGAGGAAGAAGAGGACUUUGGGGUGACAGGGAAGCCGAGGUCCACUUGUUGUCCAGACUUACUGGGCAGUCAGCUGAAUUUGUCUUCCGGCUCCAAGGCGACCUUCGAUGAUGACUGGAACCAAGGUACCAGUGUCUCUUUCUGUGUGUUGCCGGCAAGAAGACCACCUCCACCUCCUGUCCCUCUCCUCCCACCUGGCACCACCCCUCCAGGAGGUCCUCUCACCACCUUGGCAUCUAAGGCAUCACCCACACUAGACUUUACAGAAAGAUGAUGUUCUGCGGUAGAAAGCAGCUGUUUUUUAGUUUCGGCAGGGUAGAGCCAAAAGAGUCGGGCAUUAGUUUUUCAUUAUGUGCAAUAAGUAAUUGUUAAGUGCACUGAUGGUUGUCAUGAAAUACCACUAUUUAAUGUGUACAGAGUUGGAAUAUGUGUAUAUUGGGAAUAAGGAAAAAUCUUUCUCGUUAUUAACUGGAAUUUUGGUGUGUUUCUGUUGGGAUAAAUAAGAGAGAGUAGAAGCCAUAAAAAGUGCUCAAAGCUACUUUAGAAAAUGGUCUUUAUUCAGAAAUUCUUUGUCAGUCCCCUUUAAAGAAUCUCCAAAAGCCCAACCAAAUUCUAGCUGACAGUACUGCCAGCCCGUCGGACUUGCUGACAAUUGGUAUUUACAAGUAUUUUACCAAAGAGCUGUCAAAGUCAUACUGAAACAAUUUAGAAAGACAUUGCUUUAAAAAAAAAAGUGUGUAUACACACACACACACACACACACACACUAAUAUAUACACAUAUAUUUGUAAAACUCAUUUAAAUUCUAAAACAUGUCAGACCAAAUUUUUACCUGAAAGCUCUAACAGAGUUCUUUUUUCAGUAUUUCAAUAUCAAAAGGAUGGGUGAAAAUGAAAUUUGGACAUUUCAUUAAUUUUCUUUCCAAAACGAGAAUCAUCUCACAACAGAACCAGAAUCUGCUACCAUUCCACACCCGCCCCUGUGCCACACAUCACACACUCUCAUUACUUUCCACUCCAGCACCUCCGCCUGCUGUUCUGUGGGAGGAGGCUCUGCAGCCGGGAACAGCAUACUGUGGUCACUGUCGUGUGGACAGACACUCUACAGCCUUUUCAAAAAUGCACGCUGGCCUUAGAUGUCAGGAAGGCACCUGCCACCAAGUUCAGUGAGAACUGUUAGAGCUAAACGUACGCUGCCCGCGUCCCUCCCACACUUCUGUCCGCUGCUCCCGCUCUGGAAGUCGGUGAGCAGGGCACCCGUCCCCCGGGCAGGUGUGCUGAACCGGGGUGUGCUGCGUGUGUGCUCUCUCCCCUCACGAGGCUACACGACCCAUCUGUGAUGCCGCUUUACGUUUUUAGAGGCUCCACCUCAAAUCAGCUGUGGAUUUUGUCUCCUGCACUGCCAAUAAGCAACUGAUCCUGCUUUGAUUAAUUUUAUGAAGAAGUACACGGAGUUUGUACAGAAUGUAGUAUUUUGAUAUCAUUAAGUAAUCCCAAUCAGAAAUCUCCUUGAGCAAUAGUUUGUUGUCAGUUUAAGUUAAAAUCACCUCUACCCGUUAAGACUUACAUUAACGUUCCUUUUAUACAAAGAGUUGUAUAUGUCCACCUAAAUCCCAUUGUCUACAUUUCACCUUCAAAGAUGUGCAUUGGGGCAACAUCAGAAAAUAGAGUUCAUGGCUAAGGAUAGGUAAAAUGUAAAAGCACAGCAAACUGCAUUGCACUUAACACGUAAAGCAAAUCUGUUAGGAAAAAGCACUUUUCUAAAUGCUCCAAUGUUAUCAGAAUACUAUAUUUAUAAAACUAAUCCUCUCUCUAUUAACAGCCAGGAUUUGCUGUUAGAAAUAACUCUUGUGAGUUUUAUAUUGUGCUUUUUUUGGAGGUCUUGAUCAUUUCAGCAGUAGUGUAUUUUAAACAGCAGUAUUACUAUAAGCAGUGUGCUUCAAAAUGUGAAUUAACUUGUUGAAACUGUGGCUUUAACAUCUAUGUGAUUAGUAUAUAUGGUAUUUGCUCUUUAUUAGCAAAAUUAUUCAUUAUGAACUUCACUAGUGCAGACUGCAGUUCUGUGAGCAAUGGUUCCUAUUGAAUAUAAACUACUGUCUAAAGUAUACAUAUCAUACCGCAGCUCAGCCUUUAUCAGGAAAUUCUAUUUGGCAAGUUGCUGAAAAAGUGCUCAGUUACGAAAGUUAAAGGUAUGCUGCAAAUAACUAGCCAUCAUUCUGUGUAUCCUUAAAAUAUUUAUGAGCUCUGUUAAAAGCAGAGCAGAAAUUAGACACUAAGGAUCUCUUUGUGAAUUCUUUGUUCUCUAUAGUAGAUUGCUGUUUAUAUGUAAGAAUUUUAUUGCUUAUGUGGCAUACAAUAUUUAUAACUAUGUACUUUAUAGAAGUACAGUAUUACAGUCAGUGGUAUAUAAACAUUAUGUGUAUAUAUAUAUAUAUCCUGUGAAAUGUGCUCUCAUAUGAAAUAAAUAUACCUGUCUUUACCAUAUUGACUACUUUGCUCAGAAGAGAAGAAUUUUUCUCGGCCAUUUUCCUUUAACAAGUUUAGUGACAUUUGAGGACUAACUCUUAUUGUCAAAUCAGGUAUUUUACAUUCAAGAUCUUAUUUUCAUCCCUUUCACUUCUCUAUAUAAUACUUCGGCUAAAAGUAAGAAGAAAGCUAUUCUGCGAUACUGAUCAUCAUUUAGAAGCCAUGCACUUAGUCUGUAAGAGGCCCCCAUUCAAAAUCCUGUUGGCUUGAAAAUAACACAUGAAGCAUGAAUGACGACUUUCUAACCCACUGCAAAAGAAACACCUGGGGGCCGGAGGGGAAACAGGCACACGAACAGCCAGACACAAGAAGAGACCACCUUAAAAGACCCAAAGUAAGAGGUCCAGUUUGGUAGUUCCAUCAGCAUUGCCUUUUUUCAGAUUGCUUUCAAGACAAAAACCUUGAUUCUCAAAUAGUUCAAUUGUAUUCAUUAACCUCUGAUGAAGAAGUUACAGAUACAGAAUAAUAGGCUUUGUAAAAACUUUUCAAAGAUAAUUGUAGAUUUGUACAUGGUUGUUUAAGAAAUAAUACAGAGAGAUCCCAUGUACCUGUUACUUGGUUUCCUUCAGUGGUAACGACUUGCAAAACUAGCACAGUUCCACACCCAGACACUAACAUCAAUAGAAAACGUUCCAUUGCCACAAAGAUCCCACAUGUUACCCUUCUCCCACUUCCCUCCCAUCCUGUGCCCCUCUCCUGUGUCCUUAACAUCUGGCCGCCACUAAUCUGUUCUCCAUUUCUGUAAUUGUGCCUCUUCAAGGAUGUUAUAUAAAUGGAAUCAUAUGUAACCUUU
Camelus dromedarius (Arabian camel) is the source of this 7880-nucleotide messenger RNA. RefSeq names its product synaptojanin 1 (gene SYNJ1). Gene Ontology annotation, cellular component: perinuclear region of cytoplasm; presynapse. The record is from RefSeq and is a predicted model, not a curated record. Gene Ontology annotation, biological process: synaptic vesicle endocytosis; phosphatidylinositol dephosphorylation. NCBI's taxonomy places the organism in Eukaryota, Metazoa, Chordata, Mammalia, Artiodactyla, Camelidae. The transcript is spliced from 32 exons. Gene Ontology annotation, molecular function: SH3 domain binding; RNA binding; phosphatidylinositol-4,5-bisphosphate 5-phosphatase activity. Bases 1 to 4836 code for a protein of 1611 amino acids.